AUGACCCUCACCGCGUCCUCGGUCACGAUCGAGCAAUCUUCUGCCAUUCAAGCCCUGAGUACAUCCUGCGACGAUGAGCGUACAGCGCUACUCCGACGCGGUCGGCGCCACUCCUAUGACACAAGCCGUACACGACAAUCCAGCAUAUGCAGUGCGGAUGCUGUUUUCGUGAGGGUAGACCUGUUCCUCACCGAACUUCGGAGAAGGAUGGACGGCUUGGAAAAAUACCGCCAGGACAGUGUUCUACAAUUCGACGCCUCCUUGGAGCGUGCAUACCAUGCCUUAAGGGAUGUUCGCGACUCGUGCUCCCCGUAUCAUUCCGGUGAACAUCUCUGGGGUGCUGCACGCCAACGUGCUUCUAUUCUGGUGGAAACCCUCGAAAGUCGCUAUAAUGAAGUUUUGCAGACGAGGGAGUCUCUCGAGCACAAGGCACAGGCCAGUCUACGACUUCUGGAAUCAUAUCUGUCCGAACUCGAAGCACGAGCGCACACGCGGAAGAAACAACUGAUCGACUCGGGAUGGAAGACUGUCGACAAUUCACUAGUAGCCACUCGAGAAAUCAUUGAGGAUGGUUACGACAAGGCUAUCCAAGCAAGGGACAUGCUGGCACAUUCAAUCGCACAUGCUUUGAACCGAUCGGCUGAAACGAGGCUCAUCACUUACGAUGACCUGCCGAUUCCAUGGAGGAUCAACCCCCAUAUCCUCAGGGGUUAUCGUUUCAAUAAAACUAAAGUCGAGUGCGUCACCUCGAUGUUUCGACCCUCUAACGAGACCGUCAAUAUCUGGUCACACGCAAUCGGCUUGAUCAUUGUUCUUACCAUUGCAUUUUAUUAUUAUCCUUCAUCAGCGACAUUCCCACUAUCCUCGAAAUGGGAUGUGUUGAUCGCGGCCUGCUUUUUUGCCGCCGCAUGCAAAUGUUUGAUUUGCUCAACGAUGUGGCACACGAUGAAUAGUAUCGCCGACAAAUGUCUUCUCGAGCGGUUCGCGUGCGUCGAUUAUACCGGAAUAUCCUUUCUGGUUGCUGCGAGUAUCUUAAGCACCGAGUGGACAGCGUUUUACUGUGAACCAGUUUCCCGAGCGAUUUAUAUGACCUUGACAGUUGUUCUCGGCAUUGCAGGGGUUAUUCUACCUUGGCGAGAGAGCUUCAAUCGCGCCGACAUGGCAUGGGCACGAGUGGCAUUCUAUGUCACUCUCGCCACCACUGGGUUCGCCCCAGUCAUACAGUUAAAUCUUACACGUGGCGCGGCCUGGACCUUUUAUUUUUACGCCCCAGUGACCAAGAGUGUCAUGGUAUAUUUGACCGGUGCCAUUAUAUAUGCAAGCCAGGUGCCUGAGAAAUGGUGGCCGGGUCUGUUUGACUACGCAGGUGGAAGUCACAAUAUUUGGCACCUUGCAGUCUUAGGAGGUAUCUUGUUCCACUAUACUGCGAUGAUGGAGUUUUUCCAGGGCGCUUUCCAAAGGGCUGAGAGUGGCGGUUGUUGCAUCGGUUAG
Messenger RNA from Exophiala bonariae, 1491 nucleotides. RefSeq lists its product as uncharacterized. Gene Ontology annotation, biological process: intracellular zinc ion homeostasis. The record is from RefSeq and is a predicted model, not a curated record. The transcript has a single exon. Gene Ontology annotation, molecular function: signaling receptor activity. Bases 1 to 1491 code for a protein of 496 amino acids. Gene Ontology annotation, cellular component: membrane. Lineage: Eukaryota; Fungi; Ascomycota; Eurotiomycetes; Chaetothyriales; Herpotrichiellaceae.